Molecule: messenger RNA, 1726 nt
Organism: Raphanus sativus (radish)
Lineage: Eukaryota; Viridiplantae; Streptophyta; Magnoliopsida; Brassicales; Brassicaceae
Product: myosin-15-like
Exons: 14
Biological process (GO): actin filament organization
Source: RefSeq, a predicted model, not a curated record
CUUGCAGUCUCGAAGGAGAAACUCUCUCGCUUGGAGAACGAGAACCAUGUCUUGAGGCAGAACACGUUAAGUUUAUCCCCAAAGAGAAUAGGACAGAGACUUGGUGAAAAACACUCUAGUGCUAUCGUACCAGCUCAGAAUGACAAAAGAUCUGUUUUUGCGACACCCACACCAUCAAAGCACAUUAUGCCCAUUUCACAUAGCCUGUCAGAACCACGUCGAUCGAAAUUCACUGCAGAAAGAAACUUGGAGAACUACGAGUUGCUCUCCAGAUGUAUAAAGGAAAAUUUGGGAUUCAAUGAUGAUAAGCCACUGGCUGCUUGUGUAAUAUACAAAUGUCUUCUGCACUGGCACGCCUUUGAAUCUGAGAGCACAGCGAUAUUUAACAUCAUUAUCGAGGGAAUUAAUGAAGCCCUUAAGGGUGGAGAUGAGAACAAUGUAUUACCAUAUUGGCUUUCAAACUCUUCAGCACUUCUAUGUCUCUUGCAGAGAAAUCUGCGGUCGAAUAGUUUUCUAAAUGCUAGUGCUCAGCGGUCUGGGAGGGCUGCAUAUGGAGUAAAGACUCCUUUUAAACUCCAUGGACCUGACGAUGGUGCUGGGCAAAUAGAAGCAAGAUAUCCUGCAAUAUUAUUUAAGCAGCAGCUGACAGCAUGUGUGGAAAAGAUUUAUGGUCUAAUUCGUGAUAAUUUGAAGAAAGAAUUGUCACCGCUUCUUGGAUUAUGCAUUCAGGCGCCCAAAGCUUCACGAGGGACUGCUGGAAAAUCAUCUAGAUCACCAGGUGUUGCGCCGCAGCAAUCACCGAGUAGUCAAUGGGAAAACAUACUAAAAUUCUUGGAUUCUCUUAUGUCCCGCCUACGCCAAAAUCAUGUACCCUCGUUCUUCAUUCGAAAACUUGUGACUCAGGUUUUCUCAUUUAUCAACUUGUCACUUUUCAACAGUCUUCUCCUUCGACGUGAAUGUUGCACAUUUUCAAAUGGGGAAUACGUGAAAUCUGGGAUUGCAGAAUUAGAGAAGUGGAUAGCCAGUGUCAAGGAAGAGUUUUCAGGAACUUCUUGGCACGAGUUAAAUUACAUUAGACAAGCUGUCGGAUUCUUGGUUAUACACCAGAAGAGAAAAAAAUCACUGGAAGAAAUCAGGCAGGACCUGUGCCCGGCAUUGACAAUAAGGCAAAUAUAUCGAAUAAGUACGAUGUACUGGGAUGAUAAGUAUGGAACUCAAAGUGUCUCAAGUGAGGUGGUUUCUCAAAUGAGGGUACUUGUUGACAAGGAUAGCCAAAAACUAACAUCUAAUUCCUUCUUGCUGGAUGAUGAUAUGAGCAUUCCUUUCUCUGCAGAAGAUAUAGAUAAGGCUAUUCCAGUUUUAGACCCAUCAGAAAUAGAACCACCAAAAUUUGUAUCUGAAUAUACGUGUGCACAGUCCCUUGUGAAGAAACCCUCCACAGCUUCAGCCUCAACGCAUAUCCUUUGAUGCAUAUGAGCUUGAUUAUGCAUCAAUGAAAGUUAGGAAGAAAAAAACAUUUGGUAUUUUGCAAAUUUCUCUUUUAGGAGAAUGAAACAAUGGAAGCUUAGACUUUGUAACUGUAGAACUUUACUAUACGUUGAAGUCAAAAUAUUUGUAAUUGUGCAAUUGUCAGUUUUUUCUUUUCUUUUUGGGGACUGUAAAUGGUACAGCAUCUUUGUGAAUAUUAAGUAAUGAAUUCUCUUAAUUCUUUGAAAUUUUAUGGAUA